AUGAAGAAGAAGAAUCUUGAGAGUGCGAACCUGACUGAGAACAAAGGAGCGUCUGGAAGUGGAACAAAGAAAGGGAAUCCAAAAUUUUUCAAGAAAGCGGGUUGGUGUGUAAAUUGCUGGUCACUCUACAAGUUGAGCAAGAAGUCUGUAGAUCUUAAGAAAAAAGUUCUUGGUCGGUUGGAAAACAAAAAAUUUGAUGUCGCAAGGGCACCUUCUCCAAAGUCUGUGAUAGAUAUGCAAACCGAGGCAAUAAUCGAGAACCAUCCAUCAACUCAAUGCACGUUGCGGGAGAUGCUUGAUUGCAUACUUGAUCCUCACAUUGGUAUCAUUGGAGUAUACGGUAUGGGGGGAGUGGGUAAAACCACUCUGGUCAAACAAUUAAAUAAUCACUUCAAAAAAAAUUCUUGUUUUGAGAUCGUGAUAAUGAUUAGAGUAUCUGCCACUCCCAACAUACCAAGUAUCCAAACUAGUAUUGGUAAGAGUCUUGGAUUACCAGAUAAUAGCGAUUCUAAUGCUUUGUGCAAAGCCCUAAGUAAGAAGAAAUUUCUUCUAAUUUUGGAUGAUGUGUGGUGCAAAUUAAAACUCGAGAAUGCCGGAAUCCCUCAACUUCCAAACGAUAAAGGGAGCAAGAUUCUUGUAAUCUGUCAAAACCAAGAUACUUGCACUGAUAUGGGUGCAAAUGAAAAAAUAAAAGUGAAGCCAUUAACUGAUGAGGAGUCGUGGAUGCUUUUCGUUAAGAAAGCUGGUGAACAUGUUGCUGUUGAUGAUCUAAAGCGUCUUGCUGAACAAAUUGUUGAAAGGUGUGACGGUCUUCCUCUUGCAAUCGUCACUGUUGCUCACGCAAUGGUGAAUCGACAUGGAGUCAGGGAGUGGGCUAAUGUUGUAAGGGAAAUGAAGGUCAGUUUUGAUAUAUUGGAGAAUAAUAUGCUUAAGAGUCUAUUUCUUUAUUGUGCUUGCUUCCUCGAAGACCAUGUCAUAAGUGAAUAUGAGAUAUUAAAUUAUUGCUUUAGAGAGGGAUUAGAAGAUAGAUUGGGUAGUCCAACAGAUGCUAGGAAUAAAGGUGAGGCUCUGCUAGGAGGUUUGAAAAUUGCUUGCAUGUUGGAAGAUGGAGAGGAAGAAGAUCGGGUAAGGAUGCAUGAUAUGAUGCAAGAACUUGCACUUUGGAUUCCUUCUUUAGAGUACUCUGAUGGUAGUAACCUCAGCAAGAUCGUGAUAAGAACUGGUGGAUCAGUUAAAAAGGCACCACAGGCUUAUGAGUGGGUAGAUGCAACAUGGGUAUCUCUAAUAGAUCCAGCCGCCCAAACUUGUUUUGAAAAAUCACAAGAGAAAAGCAGGUGCCAAUUUGUUUCAUCGGUAAGUUUACAGAGUGGACAAAGAGAAUCAGAGUUAUAA
Molecule: messenger RNA, 1392 nt
Organism: Telopea speciosissima
Lineage: Eukaryota; Viridiplantae; Streptophyta; Magnoliopsida; Proteales; Proteaceae
Product: disease resistance protein RPS5-like
Exons: 3
Coding region: 1-1392 (463 amino acids)
Molecular function (GO): ADP binding
Source: RefSeq, a predicted model, not a curated record